Molecule: messenger RNA, 4115 nt
Organism: Bursaphelenchus xylophilus (pine wood nematode)
Lineage: Eukaryota; Metazoa; Nematoda; Chromadorea; Rhabditida; Aphelenchoididae
Source: the annotation of a GenBank genome assembly
AUGCUGAGGUUUCUUCUGAUCUUCCCGCUCCUGUGUCUGUGUGGAAUAAGUAUCCGACGUAAGCUUAUAUGCGUUCAGUUCAUGUCAUAUUUGGAGAGAUGGCAAUAAUUUUGAUGAAUUACAGCACCGCGAACUUCACGGACACACCAACUAGGUCCCGUCGAAACGAAUGACUGUUUGCCUCAUACUGUAGAAGUUCAUCACUAUAAUCUCACACUUGACCCCACUUUCGCGUACUACGGUUAUGAAUUUCCUCCAGGUAAAAAUGCACUGUUAUAGACAGAACCUACAAGAGCUUCCAGAUGCGACGCCCAGAUUUUUCAAACGUUUUGCACAUGCAUGAGACAUAGGCCAUAUAAUAUCAAUUCCUGAAAGCUUUAGGUUGCGCUUUACAGUGACAGCCGAGAAAUUGAACGAUUUUUGCGGCCGAGAGAGCACGCAGAAUGCGGAGGACGGUCACAGAUAAAAACAACUUUUGGUCAUACCUUCACUAAUUUUGCGCGGAAAAAAAUUAUUUUUUGUGAAAACAUUACCUUCUACAGUAUAAAUAGUGUUAGACUUUUCAUGCCAAAAUUCGCAAAAGAAUGUCACAGUUUAGCCAACUUUCGAUAAAAAAUCAUUUCUGCAAGCCAGGAGAGCAGCAUAUAUCUUCUGAAAGAGAGAUCUAAAUUUGUGGCGAGUUUCAUCAGAAUCUGUGCGUUGCACUUGAAGUAAAUACUUCCCCUGUACAUGGGAUCCAAAACCAAUCGAUUUAGAAAAGCUGAAUACGUUUACUGGAUCGGUGGAUAUCACAUUCUCCGUGCUAAAUGCAACCAAUCAGAUUGAACUGAACUCUGCUGUCAAUAUCUCGGCUACUCGUUUGUCUGACGACAGUGUCAGUUACACGAUCACAAGCCAAGAAACAACUGCGGGUAACCAUCUGAAGAUAAAUACAAAAGAAACUCUUCCGGUCUCAAAAAACUUUACAUUGUCCUUUAAAUUCAACGGACAUUUGGACAAUAGUUUUCACGCCUUUUAUCAUGUCGACUACGUUGAAAAAGACGGGAAGAAAACGUGAGACUUUUAUCAUCAAAACUUAUGUUGAAACCGGUGAAUUUUAGCGCGUUGGUUGCGACAUUAUUAGAGGAGAUCGACGCUCGAAAAGUUUUCCCAUGCUUUGACGAUCCAUUCUUCAAAUCGACCUUCAAGUUUACGGUAUACCAUCCGAAGGGCUCACAGGCCCUGAGCAAUGGGGAAAUCGAGAGUCAAAGGGAUUUUGGGUAAGAGUCAAUAUUUCAUAUAAUGAAAUUGUGCUGUUUUUAUUUAGCAAACAAACAAUCACAGAGUUCACGACGACGGUGAAGAUGCCGGUGUAUCUGUUUGCUGUUGGAGUGGGUGAUUUUGUUGAGAGUUCGACGAAAUCAAAACGGGGAGUUGUGGUAAGGAUAGGUGACGUCAGAGAUAGUCCUGAAGAGCUGGGUCGCCCUGAGAUGUAGGCUCGUAAGAUAUUGGAAGAGAUUUAGGGAUUGACUUUCAAGACGUCAAACAUGUCUGGCCUCAGUAAUUGAUCCUCACUUGGAAAAAAUUCCCGUGUCUUUUUUUUAUAUUGCCUUUAGGCACAUUUGGAUGAGUGUCGGGUACCUUGCGACGAGACACUUCACUGGCGAAGGGUGUUGUAGCCAAUGAAAAAAUUGCAAGUAGUAAUGUAACGGUAGCAAUUUUUACAACUUCUCAAAGACAGCCCUUGUUUUAUAGUCUAGGUUUUGCUAAGGGCUUAUUUUGAACAUUACGACUUAUUUUCAUGUAGUUCUAAUUUUACGCUUAGGUGUAAAAAUGUAACAAUUAUAAUAUGAAGUUUUUUCAAUCAAAUUUUAAAAUAACUUCACGAAGAAAAAAAUCCACACUUCAUCAAGAAACGGCUUUGUGAGCUUAUCCGCGAAGCGUCUGGCCGCAAGGUGCUCUUUCCCCGAUCUGGAUUACUUCCUUCUAGCAGGUCUUAUCCUGAUCCGGACACGGUAAAGUACAUAGCUUUGAAAACCGUGUAAGCGCAUUUGCAACGCUGGAAAACGCAAAACUUUUUCUUUUCCAGGUUAGAACUUACGCGAAAAAACAAUCAGCUGGAUUUAUUCAAGAGACCGCGGAAGUUGCAGCCAACAUUAUUGACGUCAUGGAAAACCUGACUGGGAUUCCGUAUCCAUUGGAAAAAUUAGGUAAAGUGAGAAAUACACAAAACACAACUACGGUAUAAUAACAUAUAUAAUGAUGGUAUGAUAACAUAUAGAUCACUUGGAUACGAUCAGUAUGGCGGAGGGUGGAGCUAUGGAGAACUUUGGACUCAUUAUUUAUGCCGGUUGCUUAACCGGAUUGAUUGAUGAAGACGCAUCUUCAAAAUACGGGCGGUUGAUACUUGUUGGACAUGAAACUUCACAUCAAUGGCACGUCAUUUCAAAUGACACCAGUAUGAAAUCUUUUUAGGUUCGGAGAUUUGGUCACUGCCAAGCGUUGGGGCCUUGAGUAUCUUCAUGAAUCAUUUGCGACGUUCUUCGAAUCCGAAAUAUUCCGAUUUAUCCCGGAAUUUAAAUACCCUUCUGUAAGAAACAACGAUUUAUUUCGGACAUAUACAUUCAGAUAAUCGGAUUUCUCCAAAAUUAUCGCGAAGCCAAAUCGGUAGCUGAGUAUGAAAACCAUCCCAUUGAAGACAAAAUUAGUCAUUUUGACCGUCAGUUUAAUAUAUACCUUUAAAUAUUACUCCUAAAGUUAUAGCAUUCCUAAAUGCUUUUCAGAUACGACCUAUGACGUUGGAGGAGCCUUACUGGCUUCGGUAAAGCAUUUGGUGUCCGAAGAAGUCUUUUACGACGCCUUGCACAUCUAUCUGAAUGAGAAUAGCUUUGGAAACGCGGACACUGAAUUAUUGGCGGCGGCGUUUGACGAGGUAAUUUUGUGGACAGCGUGAAAGCACAACAAGACUUAUUUCAGUCUUAACUCGCGUUCUGUUGAGAUCACAAAGACUCUUAAGGGCUCUCGGAAAGUGUCAGGAAUUUUAGACAGUACUGGGAAACCUUCAAAAUUUUUGAUUUAAUUUCAGGCGCUCAAGAAGACUCAAGGCCUUGGUUUCAACUUCUCCGAAGAGUACUUGAAACCCUACUUGAGACAAAUAGGAAUUCCCACAGUAGAAAUUAGCCUAAACGAUCAAAAUCAAUACGUCAUCAAGCAAAUUCCAUUCCAAGACCAAACCACUUGGCUUGUCCCAUUAUUCAUCUACAACUUGGACAAGCUUGAAGAGAGCAGAUUAGAUGUCCGAAACGACCCGGUUAUUAUGAACUCAACUGACAUCCUACUCUUCAACAGUAAUUUUAAAACCUUUGCCAGCGUCAAUUUGGACGACAAGGUCAAGCAAAGAGCCGCUGCGCAUAAAAACGCGGCCAAACUUUUGCCCGAAAAUCAACUUUUGUACCUUAAAGAAUACGAUGAGUCUGGCUUCGCAGGCAUUGUAAAAGGAAAUGACGGCAAAGUUGAGCCGCUACUCGUUGAUUAUCUGCUUAAUCUGGUAUGUCUUUUGCUUUCUAGACCGCAGGGACUCUGUUAUUAAUAAGGCCUUGACUUUUAGGGCGACAAAGAGUUGUUGGAAUUGAUCAGCAAAAAGUUUGAUUUCAAACCAACGCCGGAGAACAGGUAACUUUUUUAUCAGCAGAAAAAAUGGCCAAGGUUUUUCAACGUAACAUUCACAAGCCGUGAAAGUCGUUUGUUGGAUGUAAAUUGCCACAAAUCGGACAAAAAAGUUUUUUUUAUUAUUCAAAAUUUCUCAAUUCUGAUUCAGCCCCACCUUUGAUUAUCCGUUCUUCAGAUUCAUCGCUCCUUCUCUUCUACAACAGGCUGUACAAAACGGAGUCGAAAGUGUGGUCGAUACAACUCAACACUUAUUCGAUCAAUUCGUCAAAGACUGCGGACCCGAAAAAGACGUCGUGCACUGUACCAGUUUGCCUCCGGAGUUUCGUGUUGGCAUCUAUUCUCAAGGAAUCAAAAAAGGAGACGGCAAGAAAUUCUUGAGCGAAUAUCGGACAAGAGUUGAACAACAUCCGCAGGGCGACUUCUUAUCUCCCGAAAUUGACCGGUUGAGACAAGUUUUGGGUGGCUAG